GAUUCUGACGCACUAAUAUUAUAUACAGUUAGUUGGGAUUCAUACAUUUACCAAAGAAAGGUAGCUAGAGGAAAGAGACCGUAUCUCCCCCAUCUAUUUACUCCUAGAAUAUAUAACUUGAGGACUUGAAGUGGAACUCACUCGAACGCUGUCUUCCUGUCUGAAACACCAAUCUUGCUUCCUUGAGAGAGAGAGAGGGAGGGAGGGAGGGAGGGAGGGAGAAGAAAAACAAGAAAAAAGCCGAUGGCUCCUAGGAGCAGUAAAUGCAAUAAAAAGGAAGCUAACAGAGGAGCAUGGACAGCUGAAGAGGACCAAAAACUUGCCCAAGUCAUUGAAAUUCAUGGUCCGAAGAGGUGGAGAUCCGUUGCAGCCAAAGCAGGUCUGAACAGAUGUGGUAAGAGUUGCAGGUUGAGAUGGAUGAAUCAUCUUAGACCAAAUAUUAAGAGGGGUAACAUAUCAGACCAAGAAGAGGACUUGAUAGUUAGGCUUCAUAAGCUCCUUGGAAACAGAUGGUCUUUGAUAGCUGGAAGACUGCCUGGAAGGACUGAUAAUGAGAUCAAGAAUUAUUGGAAUUCUCAUUUGAGCAAAAAAAUAAAGCAAAAUGAGAAGCCAGUGAGAAGCUCGACAUGGCAAGAACCUGAUACUGUGAAAACUAAGGUACUGGACAUGGACAAUGUUGCCAAGAGAAGUGAGGAGGGUACCUCUAAGACACUUGAGGACUCAAAAUUUAGCUUUGGUGGGGAUGGAUUCUUUGAUUUCUCCAAUGAGGAUCCUCUGAAUUUGGAAUGGAUGAGUGAAUUCCUCGAACUCGAUGAGACUUUGUAUGGCUUUCCAUGAUAAUAUUGUAAGUUUUAAGCCUUUGUGAAGCCUUUUGAGUUAGUAGUAGUUUAUGCAUUUGUAUUUUUGUGACGGCUAUUGACAGUUAAGGAAGUCUUUGCUGAUCCAUGGAAAACCCUUCAGUUUCACACACAUCGAUUGCCAACUGCUUUGGCAUCUACAAACAGAAGAAAACAAAGAAAAACUGGAUUUUCCAUGGAUGGACAAACACUUCAGUUGAUAGUUUCCUUCUGUUCUGAUUCAAUGUAAAACGAUGAUAGCCUACAUUUUUGUCUAAUAUUAUGAUUGUACAGUUCGAAUC
Molecule: messenger RNA, 1138 nt
Organism: Populus trichocarpa (black cottonwood)
Lineage: Eukaryota; Viridiplantae; Streptophyta; Magnoliopsida; Malpighiales; Salicaceae
Product: transcription factor MYB114
Exons: 3
Coding region: 244-837 (197 amino acids)
Source: RefSeq, a predicted model, not a curated record